Molecule: messenger RNA, 1250 nt
Organism: Wyeomyia smithii (pitcher-plant mosquito)
Lineage: Eukaryota; Metazoa; Arthropoda; Insecta; Diptera; Culicidae
Gene: Elp4
Product: elongator complex protein 4
Exons: 3
Coding region: 96-1187 (363 amino acids)
Biological process (GO): tRNA wobble uridine modification
Cellular component (GO): cytoplasm; elongator holoenzyme complex; transcription elongation factor complex
Source: RefSeq, a predicted model, not a curated record
UCCUAAUACUAACUUGUUGAUCCGGUGUUUGUUUUGUUUUGAUUUUGUUUUUUGGUUAUUAAACUUUUUUGUGUUAAUGUUAAAGCUAGUUGAAAAUGUCUAGCUUUGUGAAACGCCACGGAGCCGUUACUAUCAAGGGGACCCGAGCUUCACUGCACAGUGGACAAACGAUUACUUCAUGCGGCAACCCGUCGCUUGAUCACAUCUUCGGGGGCGGAUUCCCCAUCGGAUCAGUAAUUGCAAUCGAGGAAGAUAAGUACGUGAAUUAUUCACGAGUGCUGGCCAAGUACUUUUUGGCUGAAGGACUGGCUAACGGUCACUCAACAUUAGUGGCCAGCUUGGAGGAAGAUCCAGCUGAGCUGAUGAAAAAGCUGCCCAUACCGGUAGAGGAUACAGCCUCGGAAAACACAUCUGUGGCACAAGCCCCGGAGGAUAUGCGAAUUGCUUUUCGGUACAAUCAACUGUCCGUUGUAGAUCUGGAGCAAAAACCAAGUACUCAAAUUGGUCACUUUUUCGACCUGUCCAAGCAAAUCUCGGAAAACGAGCUGGCUAAACACGACAUAACUUACUGGGACGACAGAGCUCCUGCUCAAUCGUCGAAGCUAUUUACAAACCCGCGCUAUCAAAGUCUUCUAGAUGCCAUUCACCAAAAAUCUAGUGAGCCUCAGUUCAGUCUCACCAAAUCCGAGCCGAAGGAAAAGAAGCUCCUUCGCGUUAACAUCAACUCGCUCGGCUCUCCGCUGUGGUACGAUCAAAACUUCUUCACGGAUGCCAUCAAGUUCCUAACGAUCCUAAAAUCGUUCGUCCGAAACUCACUUUGCUGCUGUCUGAUUACACUUCCGGUACACCUGUUCCAACACCUACCGGACAACCAUCUUACGACGCGCCUUCUGGAUCAAACCGACUUCUGCAUAGCACUGGAAUCUUUUGCCGGUUCGGAUAAGGAAACCAAUCCAGUCUUCAAAGAGUACCACGGACUGCUGGACAUUGUGCGUAUUUCCGCUCUCAAUUGUUUGGCUCCAUUUAUACCGGAAACUCGUGACUUGGCCUUCAAACUGCGCCGACGAAAGUUUGUUAUCGAAAAACUUCAUCUGCCACCGGAGCUUGGUGAAGAGGAAAGUGGCAUCUCGAAACCUACACCCGGGUUGAGCUGUGCCAGCACCGGAAGGAGUAAGUUGGAUUUCUAGUUAUUUUGUUAUAUGAUGUACAUAUAUGAAUAAAAGGAAGAAUAUUUUAUUCAUAAAACGGUA